Molecule: messenger RNA, 519 nt
Organism: Ascochyta rabiei
Lineage: Eukaryota; Fungi; Ascomycota; Dothideomycetes; Pleosporales; Didymellaceae
Exons: 3
Coding region: 1-519 (172 amino acids)
Biological process (GO): ribosomal large subunit assembly
Cellular component (GO): preribosome, large subunit precursor
Source: RefSeq, a predicted model, not a curated record
AUGGCAGCACAGAAGGCACCACGAGGUGUUGAGAAGAAGCGCAAGUCAAAGAAGAGGAAGUCAAGAACAGAGGUCUCCUCCUCAGAGUCCUCCAGCGACAGCGAAGUAGAGCAAAAGAAGAACAGGAAAAGCCCUUCAACAGAGCCAGAGUCUGCGGACACCACGCCAGAGCCCACCCCAGCACCCACCAAGAAAGAGAAGAAGAGGUCCAAAUCAAUCCCAGCACCGACCUCAAAUGGCGACAUUUCCAUGAGCGAUGCGUCGCCCUCGCUCUCUCCUGCACCCGUGUCGGCGCCAGUCUCUAAAUCCAAGGCAGCAUCCGGAAAAGAAGAGGAAGAGUACGACGCCAUCUACAUCCGCAAGAUUACUACUGAGCUGGCCGAUGAUCUCGACAAAGUGCGCGAAGCUCAAGAUUUCAAGGCGAACAGUAUCCCCAUGCUCAUUCAUGCGCUGAAGCAGGGCGAGAGUCUGUUCUCGGUGGAGGAAAAGAGGAGGGUUAUUGCCACGUCUAAGGCUUAA